UAAUCACAUUCUCAAAUUCAACACAAACAUAAAAAAAUUAAAAUGGCUUCACGCUAUGAAGCUGAAGUGAAACUUUCAUCAGCUUACAAUCUCAAAAACGUGAACUGGCGUAACGGCUCAAACAAACCAUAUGGCGUCGUAUGGAUUGAUCCAAAGAACAAAUUCUCAACCAAAGUUGAUGAAAAUGGAGACACAGAAGCAAAUUGGGACCAAACUCUCAUAAUCCCUUUACCACCUCAACCUAUUGAAGAUCUUACUCUUUACAUCGACAUCGUUCAUGCCGGCUCGGAGCCAGACACCAAGCCACUCAUCGGCUCAGCUCGGCUUAAAUUAGUUGAAGUUCUAGAUGAUGUUGGGAUCGGCGAGCGUGCCAGCCGAUCCCUAACGUUGAAAAGACCAUCAGGAAGACCACAUGGGAAAGUUGAUGUUAAAGUAAUAAUUAGAGAGCCAGGCUAUCGUGGGUCGGGUGAGUACUACGCUCCUCCUUAUGGUGUUCCUCCACCUCAGGCGUCGUCGAGGGAUUAUAAUUAUAAUCCCUCUGCUCCUGGAUAUGGAAACCCUUAUGGUGCACCGCCGCAGAAUUAUGGUUAUUCUGCAGCGCCACCUGGAGGGUAUCCUUAUAAUGCAGGGCCUCAAACUGCGCCACCUGGUGGUUAUCCUUAUAAUGCGGGGCCUCAGACUACUGGGUAUGAGCCAGGGUACGGGUCGUCAUAUGGACAAGGGAGUAGUUAUGGGUAUGGACAAGUGGAGGAAAAGAAGAAAAGUAAGUUUGGUGGGAUGGGGACAGGAUUGGCUGUGGGUGCAGUUGCUGGGGUGUUAGGUGGAGUUGCACUUGUGGAAGGUGCUGAGUAUCUUGAGGAUAAGAUUGCUGAUGAUGCAGCUGAUAAAGUUGAAGAUGAUCUUGGUUAUGAUGAUGAUGAUGGUGGUUAUGAUGGUGAUGAUUUCUAGAGAAUGAAAAGUUUGGAGAUAAGUGUUUUUCUGCCAAUAAAGGAAAAGAUGAAAAAGAGAUUAUACUUUGAACAUUAAUUAAAUUGUGUGUGAAAUUUGCAUAUGUUGUCUGAUUUCUCUAAUUAAACCUUGCAUUUGUUGGAUUUUCUGUCAUUUUUGUAGUUUAUCUUUUCACAAAUUUUUUAUAUGCGAAAAAGUUAUAUGAAGAUCAAAUUCACGUCAUUUUCAA
This is a messenger RNA of Medicago truncatula (barrel medic), 1177 nucleotides long. Its product is annotated as metacaspase-1. Lineage: Eukaryota; Viridiplantae; Streptophyta; Magnoliopsida; Fabales; Fabaceae. The coding region runs from base 43 to 948 and encodes 301 amino acids. Gene Ontology annotation, biological process: defense response. The transcript has a single exon. The record is from RefSeq and is a predicted model, not a curated record.